Molecule: messenger RNA, 3558 nt
Organism: Nilaparvata lugens (brown planthopper)
Lineage: Eukaryota; Metazoa; Arthropoda; Insecta; Hemiptera; Delphacidae
Product: RNA polymerase II subunit A C-terminal domain phosphatase-like
Cellular component (GO): nucleus
Molecular function (GO): RNA polymerase II CTD heptapeptide repeat phosphatase activity
Source: RefSeq, a predicted model, not a curated record
AUGGAGCAUGGUGGCAGACUAUCUAAGCGACAGGAGGAGGUUAUGGCGGUGAUGAAUGCCACUUCAGAGGAAAGGAGAAACUCUAGUCUGCUGUUUGUUGAUAAUACUACCAUAGUUGGUAAGGGCAGUGGACCCCUGGAAGCUAGACGCUGUGCACAGGAGCUGUUUUCCAAGGCUAAAGAGUGGUUUGCUGCAAACAAACUCAAGUUGAACGAGGACAAGACACAGAAGAUGCUUUGUACUCUUAGCACCCACACUCCAGGGGAUGAAGCAGUCAAUUUGCUUGGCUUUGGAAUUGAUGCCAAAUUAAGUUGGGAGCCGCAUAUUGACCAGCACGCACAGAUAAUCGGAAAAGCUGACGAAGAACGACUACUAAAAGAUAGAAAACUAGUUCUGCUAGUUGACUUGGAUCAAACGUUAAUCCACACCACAAACGAUAACAUUCCAAAUAAUCUCAAGGAUGUUUUUCAUUUUCAAUUGUACGGGCCGAAAUCUCCAUGGUAUCACACUCGAUUUCGUCCAAGAACGAACCAAUUCCUUAUGGCGAUGAGUGAAUACUACGAACUCCACAUCUGCACUUUCGGUGCCCGAAACUAUGCUCAUAUGAUUGCCAGAUUCUUGGAUCCUGAUGGGAAAUUUUUCUCCCAUAGAAUAUUGUCCAGAGACGAAUGCUUCAAUCCAAAUUCAAAGAUGGCAAACCUCAAGGCGCUUUUCCCUUGCGGAGAUAAUAUGGUGUGCAUCAUUGACGACAGAGAAGACGUUUGGAAUUUCGCGCCCAACUUGAUCCAUGUGAAGCCGUACCAUUUUUUCAGUCACACCGGAGACAUCCAUGCUCCUCCCGGGCUCUCCAAAUGUGAAAAUGAUGAGAAAGAAGGCAUCGAUUUCUCUCAAUUCGCUGAAGGAACCAAAGUAAAAUCGAAAGCUGGAAAAUUCAAAUCCAAAAAUGGUCUCAAAGAGAAAAAGAAGAAAGAAGUGAAUGAUAGUGAAUUGGAAGAAGGCGAACUAAAGUCUGCAGAUAACUCUAUUAGUGAAUCAGAGUUAGAAAACAUUGAAAAAUGUUCAAUUAGUACAAACUCAAUUACAGCACCUCCUGCCAAACCCGUAUCAGAUUCUGAAUCUACCACCGAUAAUUCCACUGCUAUUCCCAAUAGUGAUGUGAAUGAUAAGGAGAAGUCCUCUGAAGAACAAUUGAAGUGUGAUGAAGCUGUGAAAAGUUCAGAUCGUUCUGCUGAUUCCAAAGCCGAGGAUUCUAAUGUGGAUAGUGAAAGUACUACUACUAUUGGGAAGAAAAAGGUGGAUUCCACGGAAGGGAAAGAGGAAAAAAGUGAUGAAGAGGAAAGGGGCCCAGUAGUUGAUGCAAAUUCAAAAACUGACGAUGAAACUGGUAGUAUCGAAGACAUCAAGAAAGUGGAGCCUAUUGAUUCUACGGAAAGUGGUGAACCAAAUGAGAAACUUGAAGAAUCCAAAGAAUGUAAAGAACUUGAUAGUUGUAACAAAGAAGAUAAAACUGAUUCUAGAAUUGAUAGUAGUAUCAAAGAAGAUAAAACUGAUUCUACACUUGAUAAUAGUAACAAAGAAGGUGAAAAAGAUUCUGAAGUCCAGAAUGGUCCAGAUGUAACUUGUAGUGAUGAGAGAUUGAAGAAAUCGGAGGAAGAUAACUUGUUAGAAGUGGAGGAAAGCGACGAUUAUCUUUUGUAUUUGGAAGAUAUUCUGAAAAAGAUACACGCCGAGUUCUACCAUUCGUACGAUUCCAAGCAGGAUGCUGAUCUGAAGCAGAUUGUGCCAACGUUGAAGGAGAAGGUUUUGGCGGGGACAAAGCUGGUUUUCAGCGGUCUGGUGCCAACUCAUGCAGCCCUAGAGCAGAGCAAAGCGUACUACAUCGCCAGAAGCCUGGGCGCCGAAGUGACCAAGGAGCUGGACAAGGAGACGACGCACCUGAUAGCGGUGAGGUCGGGAACGGCCAAGAUGAACGCCGCUAAGAAGAUGAAGCAUGUGAGGGUGGUGACUCCGGACUGGUUGUGGUCAUGCGCCGAGAGGUGGGAGCGGGUGGAAGAGCUCCUGUUUCCGGUGACUUGUGAGAAGACAAGCUCGCGUCACCCGCCACCACACUGCGUCAGUCCCACGCACGGCAUGCCCGCCCAGCGACAACGGACUCCCAGCGGUCGCUUCAUGGACACCAUCAACCCGCUCAUGUCGUUCUCGUCCGAGGACAUCGCCGACAUGGACGCCGAGGUCGAGGAUAUCUGCAACGAGUCGGAGAGUGACGGCGAGGGCGACGCCCAGGAGAGGCCCGCCAAGCGGAAAAAGUUCGAGUCCACUUUCGAAAACGACGAGUCUAGUUCGAGCUCGGCUGAUUCUCUUUCAGGGGAAAACAUCAGGGGCUGGAGCAAGAAGCGGCUGAAACCGGAAGAACCCGACAUGGAAGAGGAGGAGUCGCUGAACACGAGGUUCAGGAGGGGGGAAGAGCUUCCUAGCGACGUGGACCUGGGAGAGGACAGCGGCGCUAGUGUGGGCAGCGAGGAGCCCAUGGAUGAUAUCAGCGACGGUGACUGGAACAUGAUGGGCGCCGCCCUUGAACGAGAGUUCCUCGAGGGAGAUUGAACAGCCAAAAUGAUGGACGCUGCACUCGAGCGAGAAUUCCUUGAGAGAGAUUGAACAGCUGUGCAGUGCAGUGUACAAAGUGUACUCUAUAUAGUUGUAAUUCGUCUCAUCUCCACAAUACCUCUACGGUUUCUUUGCCAAUGCAUUCAACUCAGUGUACAAAGUGUAUUGUAGUUGUAAUUUGAUUUAUUUCAAGAAUACCUCUAGAACUCCAACCCUCAUUCAAGGCCAACUAAUAAGACAGUGUCCUAGUUGUAAUCAAUUCCUUUUCAGGAACACCUUUAAUAUUCUCAAUCCUCAUCCAAGGAUUAUUUGCCAAUAGAUUCAACUUGUAAGACAGUGUACAAAGUGUAUCCUAGUUGUAAUUCGUCUCACCUCAAUAAUACCUCUACCAUUUUUGAUCCAAUGCAUUCAACCUAUAAGACAGUGUACAAUGUGUGUCCUAGUUAUAAUUAAAUCCAUCUAUAAGAUUUUCAAUCCUCAUUCAAGGAUUCCUUGCUAAUAGAUUCAACUCAUAAGACGGUGUUAAAAGUGUACCCUAGUUGUAAUUUGUAAAAUCUCAAUAACUCCUCUACGACUUUCAAUCCUCAGCAGGUUAAUGCAUUUUGGCUGGGCAAAGGCUAAAAAUAAACUUUCUACUGGUCAUAUUUUUCAAAGUUUUUUUCGAUUUGAAUACCAUCAAGCUAUCAAAAAAGUUUUCUCAGGAAAACAUUUUUUUCGAUCAUUACUUUUUGUGAUAUGAGCCCCUAAAGUUUAAAUUUUUGGGACAACAUUUUAAAUUGGGUAAGAGAUUGAAAUGAGAUUUAUGAUGUUCAUGAUUAUUGAUUUACGAUCAAUGAGAUUUAGAGGAUACAUUCUUCAUGGUAUUUUUGAUUGAAUAAAACAAUUUUUUUUUCAAAUAUAUCAGUUUUUGAGAAAGUUAUUCGAUUUACAAAAAAGGACCAAAAAUAACUUUCA